UCAGUCGUUAGGCGCUCCAACUCUGGCUGAAGAAGUUACAACACGCAGUGGGGAGGGCGACGUGCGAGAGACUAUCAUCUACAUUUCCAUCAUAUUCGAACCGGAUAAAUAAGAAGAUUGUUUGUCUGUACAAGCUUUGAAGAAAGUUGAGACAAAAAAAUUGAGCUUCUGGGCCUCGUAUAACGUCACGAUGCAAUAUGGACAAGUUGCCCUGGAACAGAUAAAAAAGUGACAGAUAGAAGCAAAAGAAAACUGAAGGAGUUUCACUGUGAGUAAGUAAUUAUCACAGGCAUACACAAAACAUCAUGACCACCUCGAUAAAGCAGGAGAGAACCAUUUGUGUUCUCCUCCCCAACAAAGACCAGCUGGACAUCACCAUCGGGCUGAAGUCCACAGGGCAAGAUGUUUUUAAUCGUGUGGCAGAGCUUCUUGGAAUCAAAGAGCUGCACUUCUUUGGCCUCACAGUGGUGAAGGACAAUGAGCACAUAUUUUUAGACAUGGAGGAGAAACUGACCAAGUACUUUCCUAAGGAGUGGAAGCAAGAUUCAGUAAAGGGACUACAGAAGAGACCGCUGCCUCUAGUGCUCUUCCUCAAAGUGCAGUACUACAUAGAAAAUGGCAGACUCCUUUGUGAACGAAAGGCACGGAAUCUCUACUACUCUGACGUGCGGGAACGGGUGCUUCACUCUGAAUGUCGUCAGCAGGAGGAGGUGUACUUCCAGCUGGCAGGUUACGCCAUGCAGGCUGACCUCGGUGACCAUCCCCCGCCCAGGGAAGAUAUGGAGAUCACUCCUUAUUUUGAACCCAAGCUGUACUUUCCCCCCUGGAUUAUAGCUAAACGUGGCGUAAACUAUCUCCUCUGCCAUGGGCCCAAGGUGCAUCAGGAGCUGUGGGGCAUGUCUACUCGUGAUGCCAUCCUGCUCUUUAUCAGGGAGUCAUGUCGGCUGGAGGAUGUACCCGUCACGUUUUACAGACUGCAAAAGGACAAAAAGGCAGAGAGAGGAACGGCGUUGCUCGGUCUGACCCUGCGAGGAAUGCAGGUUUAUCAGGAGGUGAACAACAUUCGACAGAUGCUGUACGACUUCCCCUGGACAAAUGUGGGACGUCUCACCUUCCUGGGGAAGAAAUUCGAGAUCCAGCCAGAUGGCUUGCCGUCAGCCAGAAAGCUAGUUUACUACACCGGCUCUUCAUUUCGCUCUCGCCACCUCCUGCUGCACCUGAGCAACAGCCAUCGCAUCUACAGGAGCCUCCAACCUGCCCUCAAACACCUACGCCAGCUGGAGGAGAGCGAAGAGAAAAAGCGCUACAGAGAGUCAUACAUCAGUGAUGACUUGGACUUGGACCCACCAGGCAGUGAGAGCAGCCCCGGCCUGUCCCGACACUCCACCAGCAGCUCUGGAAUUGAAGCUGACACACGCCAACACAGCAUUUCCACAGAGAUGGCCUCCAUGGAGGAAGAAGGUCAGCGGCGAGCAGAGAAGUGUUUUAGCUCAGCAGCCAGCCGUGGAAGCUCUUGCACCUCCGGGUUUGAUGCAGGCAGUAAAGCUCGAAUGGAAGAUGAAGGGUGGCAAGAGGAAGAGAUCAAGGCUGAUAUUGUAAAUCCAAAGGGGGGUAUUGUGGAUGAUACUGAUGAGAUGUUCCAGCUGGCUGAUCUUCUUGAAGGAGUGUCAGUGGAUUGUGCAGAACUCCCCUCUGAGACUAACUCAUCAGAAAGCAAAGUGUGCCCCGCAGACAGUGAUGAAAAUCUCAGAUUACGUAAUAAGGAUAUGUUAAAACAGGUUAUGAAAGCUAGGGCACAAGUUUGCGUGGAUCGACAUAGCCACAGUCUAGAUGACGUACGUCUGUUUCCACCUCCGGCACCCCUGGGGACGACGCUGCCACCUGAUUCCUCCCACAGUUAUACGUUUGGGCUCCCAGAUGCCUCAGCAAACACAAAGACCCCUGUUGAUCACAGUCUUUACCCCCCUUUGCACAGCCAAAACAAACCUUCCUUCUAUGGCCGCAGGUCUACCAACUGCCUCUCACUGGACAUGUUAGGUGACGAACAGUUCCUGGAAUUCAUACUUUGAGCCUGUCAGGUGCUGAUGUCCACAGAUACGCUUGUACUCUUCCUCUACUUACAGUGCAACUUAACUUGUCAGUUGCCUACACAUGAAUGUCUUGGUGUUUUCUGUGUGUUGAUGAUGAAAUUGAGGAAUGUGUGUGCGUAAAAUUGCAGAGACAUUAUUGAAAAUGACAGGACAGUUCAUUCCUCUUAGAAAAGCUGCAGAUUAGAUGACAGAGAUCUAAUUCUGCAACAUUUCAUCAGUACACAGAGCAUAUUUAUUAAUGUUGUAUAUUCUGUACAUACUACUUGCACUAUUUUUUUAUGACAUUUCAUUUACUCUAAGCAAAAACAUUUUGAAUCGUAUUUGUUUCUCUUUUGUAGCGUUCACGCUGUUAAACAUUCUCUGAAAAGUCUGAAUGUCGAUAACAUUUUACUGUAAGAGAUCUUUUUACAUUUUUAUGGUGUUCAUAAGAUGGGACUUCCUUUCCUUGCCAUUAGCCUAUUUGCUAAUGUAGCCACUAAGAUUUCCUUGUUUUAUUCAGGAAAAUCUUCAGAAGCCAUGGUGCUCAUGUCGGUAUAUCCUAGUCCUCUUUUUAAAUCAUAUUUUAUCAUAUACUCUAUUUUUGCAUAGUGUGUUCUGCCAUGCUUUUUCUAUUAGUCUGCCUCAGCAAUAUAGCUGCCGAGGUGCAAAAUCGAAUCUUUACAGCUGGUAAUGCAUUCAUCCAAAGCUACCCCGUCUAUACUCCUCCCACUGUCACAAGUACAACAGAAAAGUAUUAUUUGUAAAGCACUAUUUUUGUAACCAGUUUAUACUGAAUCUGCAGUAUUUUUGUAUUUUGUAACCCCCAAACAAAGAUUUUUUUCUUUUUUUUUCCUCAAACAUUAUCACUGUAUUAAUUGGUAUGCAAAAGAACCCAUGUUUUCAGCCAGUAUGAACUCCCUUGGAAAGAUCGUCAGUCAUUAAACACAGAAAACCUUUACUCAAUGCCUAUAAUGUAUAAACAAUUGUCAGUGAUAACUGACAAUAUGAACAUUUAUUUUUAUCUAAAGCAAUGUUUGUUUUUAUAAUAGUGAAAAUAAAUUCUUAAUGCCACUAAAUGAAA
Messenger RNA from Acanthopagrus latus (yellowfin seabream), 3150 nucleotides. RefSeq lists its product as uncharacterized. Gene Ontology annotation, cellular component: cytoskeleton; cytoplasmic side of apical plasma membrane. NCBI's taxonomy places the organism in Eukaryota, Metazoa, Chordata, Actinopteri, Spariformes, Sparidae. Gene Ontology annotation, biological process: positive regulation of hippo signaling. The record is from RefSeq and is a predicted model, not a curated record. Bases 306 to 2069 code for a protein of 587 amino acids. The transcript is spliced from 14 exons.